Messenger RNA from Malania oleifera, 1191 nucleotides. Its product is annotated as inositol monophosphatase 3. NCBI's taxonomy places the organism in Eukaryota, Viridiplantae, Streptophyta, Magnoliopsida, Santalales, Ximeniaceae. Bases 177 to 989 code for a protein of 270 amino acids. Gene Ontology annotation, biological process: signal transduction; inositol metabolic process; phosphatidylinositol phosphate biosynthetic process. The record is from RefSeq and is a predicted model, not a curated record. Gene Ontology annotation, molecular function: inositol monophosphate 1-phosphatase activity. The transcript is spliced from 12 exons.
CAGCUUCGUGAAUCUGACUAAAGACAGGGGCAUUUGAUUCCCACAAGUCUCUCUCUCUCUCGUUCUCUCUCUAUAAAUAUACGGCGUAGCCCGAAAGCUCAUAAGCAAAUCCAAAGCAUCUGACUUAUUGCCUGCCCUUUCUCUUCUUUUCUUUUUUCAUCAAUAGAUCAUCAGAAAUGGCUGAAAAUGAUUCACUGUCGGAGUUCCUAGCUGUUGCAGUCGAUGCAGCAAAGCGAGCCGGCGAGAUUAUCCGCGAAGGGUUCUACAAGACCAAGAAUGUGGAGCAUAAAGGCCGGGUGGACUUGGUCACUGAAACUGACAAGGCAUGUGAAGACCUUAUAUUCAAUCAUCUCCAGAAGAAGUAUCCGCGACAUAAGUUCAUCGGGGAAGAAACUACCGCUGCUUGUGGUCCUGCAGAGCUGACUGACGAGCCCACAUGGAUAGUUGAUCCUCUCGAUGGGACAACCAACUUUGUGCAUGGGUUCCCCUUUGUGUGCGUCUCUAUCGGCCUUACAAUUGGAAAGAUCCCAACAGUCGGUGUUGUUUACAAUCCAAUAAUUGAUGAGCUUUUCACUGGCGUUCGUGGUAAAGGUGCUUUUCUGAAUGGAACUCCUAUAGAAGUUUCAUCUAAAACUGAACUUGUGAAGUCUCUCCUAGCAACAGAGGUAGGAACAAAACGCGACAAAUCAACUGUGGAUGCUACUACAAAUAAAAUCAAUAGCUUACUUUUCAAGGUGAGAUCUCUUCGGAUGAGUGGCUCUUGUGCAUUAAACCUUUGUGGUAUUGCAUCUGGAAGGCUUGAUCUAUUUUAUGAACUUGGCUUUGGUGGUCCAUGGGAUGUGGCAGGUGGAGUUGUAAUUGUUGAAGAAGCUGGCGGACUUGUGUUUGAUCCGUCUGGUAAAGACUUCGACAUCAUGUCUCAGAGAGCAGCUGCUUCAAACCCUCAUCUCAAGGAUGCUUUUGUUGAGGCCCUACAUUAUCAAUGCUAGAAGGUUCAUUUUUUCACAUUCAAGUUCCCUAGUUCAUUAAUGUGGGCUACUGACAAGUAUCUCCAAUUGAGAAAUAUUUUGUCAUUCUGUUAUUUUUCGGAUCAAUUGAGGCCAUUGGUAGUGCCAUAUUUUUUGUACAAUCCAAGUGAUAUGACAAUUCACAUAGUAAUACAAAUUUACUAUGCCCCCCAUUGCAAUGCAA